Prorocentrum cordatum is the source of this 1335-nucleotide messenger RNA. Lineage: Eukaryota; Dinophyceae; Prorocentrales; Prorocentraceae. The record is from the annotation of a GenBank genome assembly.
AUGAGCGGAGAUGACCAGCCCACGAAGCGUGUGACCUUCCAGGGGACUGCGCAGGACAUCUUCGCCGCUAAGAGCUUGCAGCCCACCGUGAAGAAGUUCUGGGCCACGCUGUACCCGUUGUACAAGAUGCAGCCAAACAUGUCCUUCCAGAAGCGCAAUGUCAUGGACGCGAUGCAGGAGAUCUUGAAUACACAGCGUUCCAAAUGGCCUUCAGAUCUCAACGCGGAGCACGAGAAGCAGUGGGUCGAGUUGCACGCCCAGCGCCUGCGUUCCAUGUGCAUGGAGUUCGGCCAACGGCUUUCGAAAGAAGUGAAAUGGGCCCGUGACCUUGUUGAUCGCGACGACCCCGGCGCAGGACACGGGGAUUCUCACGGUGGCGAUGGCGAAGACGACGAACACGGAGACGCCGACCAGGAGCAGCAAUCAGACGAGGACGAUCCCGAGGGGAAGGAGGGGGAGGAGGAGGAGAACGCUGAGGACGCACCUGACGACUCGUAUGAGGAAGAGAAUGCGGCCUUCAAGAAGAAGCAGGAUUCGGAGGACUCCCAGCUCCCCCUUGGCGGAUCGCCUCGGCGCAACUUCUUCUACGGCUACUGCCCCGAGGUGAAGAAGGCGUGGAGGGCCGACGCGAAGAAGCCCCUGAAGAAAACGUUCACCGAGCUGUUCGAGAAAGGCGAUAUGGACCCCACCGAGUCCCCGUUCGCGCAGCGGGGCAAGGGAGCCGUCAGGAUCCACGGCAUCACAGUGGCAGAGCUGCGCGAGAUGAAGAAGAUCGACGUAGAGAAGAAGAAGGGAGGGAAAUUGUGGACUGGCAGCGGCGACAACGGCAGGGACAUCAGCGUGAUGAAGACUAUGGAGGCUGGAACUGUCAUGUACUUAAUAUUCCGCACCGACGCUAACAAGAAGGAUGGGAAGGAGCAGAUCUUGCAGAUCUCGUCCAAGAAGCUCGUGGACGUUCUCGGCGCAGAGGUUGGCAUCGCGAAGACGCUCAGCGUCGCGACGGACCUGGCGGGCAGCAUCAUGAAGGGCGAGAUCCAGGACACGAGAGGAGCUCGUUCUCUUGCACGCGACAGCGCGCUCGAGGCGGAGAUCGGGAAAUAUGGAGAUGCUGGCCCGAGCGCGGGGACUCCCGCGAUGAAGAGGCCUGCGGCUGCGCCUUCGGACUCGUCGGCGCUGAAGCUGCGCAAGACGGCGGCGGAGGUGCGCCAGGGCAAGGGCGACGACGACCUCGACAAGGGCACCGCGGCGGCCAGCGGCUCGGGCGGUGUCGGUGGCAACUUCAACUUCGGCGGCUGGAUUUCGGACGAUGCCGACGGUGACCAAUGCGACCUUUGA